Molecule: messenger RNA, 4340 nt
Organism: Osmerus eperlanus (European smelt)
Lineage: Eukaryota; Metazoa; Chordata; Actinopteri; Osmeriformes; Osmeridae
Product: lisH domain-containing protein ARMC9
Exons: 25
Coding region: 216-2774 (852 amino acids)
Biological process (GO): cilium assembly
Cellular component (GO): ciliary basal body; centriole; ciliary tip
Source: RefSeq, a predicted model, not a curated record
AGCCUGGUUGCUAGGUGUUUUGGCGUCUUCCUGUGGAUGGUUGCUAGCAGAUGGUGCUGUGCUGUUAUUAGCCAAGCAGCUAGCUAACGUUACAUUUUAGAUUCUUGCAGAAAUUAUAAAAUGUUGCCAGUGUUAUAAUAAAUUAUAAAUCCGUACGAGUCAAUGAGUUGCUAGCAUCGUAACAAAUGGCAAUGUAAAUAAGGCCGAGUGUUGACAUGAAUUCGAGAGAAACUUUGGAAAUGGGGGACAUCAUGGCAAAUGAAGCUGAUCUACUAGGAAUGAUCAAGGAGUAUCUGAAGUUUGGAGAAUUUGACGAAACUGUUAGACACUUUGAGAAAGAGUGCAAAGGCAAAGGAAAGCUUGUUCCAAAACCUCAAGGAAACACUCUAAGGGAUUCCAAAACCCUCAUUAUUCAGAAGGACCUGCUGAGCUCAUUUGACGAUGGAGACCAGAAGGUUUUCUUUGAGCUGUGGAUAGAGUAUGUGCCUUCAGAGGUCCGGGACUAUGAGCCCCUCGCCCAGAAACUGGAGUUUUACCUCCAUAUCCACUUCACUCUGUUUCCUCUGAAGAACCACCUUGGGAGACAUGACCGGGCAGAGUUUGAAGGAAGGAUCUCCCACUUCAAGAAUUACCUGGAGACGCGGGGGGCCGCCCUGAGCCAGACCACUGAGUUCCUGCCCUUCUACGCCCUCCCCUUUGUCCCCAAUCCCACAGUGCACCCGUCCUUCAGAGACCUCUUCCAGGAAUCCUGGAUGCCAGAUUUGAAGAGAAAGCUGGAGCAGUUUCUGUCUGUGACUUUGAAACCCUCCAACACCCCAAGGCUGCUGACUUUAUAUAUGGAGGGAGGGAGGAGUGCCAAAGACACCAUGCUGAAUUUGCAGCUCCAGCUUGCCGAGUCAGAGAGGAAAGCUUCCAUCUACAUGAAGAGGUUAAACAAAAUACAGGUCGACUAUCACAACCUGAUAGGAGUUACCGCUGAGCUGGUGGACUCACUGGAAGCUACCGUCAGUGGGAAAAUGAUCUCCCCAGAGUACCUCCAGAGUGUGUGCGUGCGCCUCUUCAGCAGCCAGAUGAGGCAGAGCGCGGCCCAGAGCGUCGACUUCACCAGGCCCGGCACUGGAUAUUACUCUAUGAGUCCGUAUGAUGACGGCUAUGCAUCGUCCAUGCUCAGAGCCUCUAUCGUGCCACCGAGGCUUAAGGACGUGCCUCUUCUGCCUUCUCUGGACUAUGACAAGCUAAAGAGGGACCUGCUUGGAGGAUCAGACCGACUCAAAGGCCUGCUACUUCAGGCCCUGCGCUGGAGGCUGACCCGCUCCCUCCACGGAGAGCAGAGGGACACAGUGCUGCAGGCCUGCAUCAGCAACGACCUCCUGGACCGCUACAGCACCGGGCAGAGAACCGUACUCCACUUGAUGAGGUCAAAGAACGAGGUCGUCCGCCAGUACAUGGCUCGUCUCAUCAAUGCUUUCGCUUCCCUUGCAGAGGGGCGUGUGUACCUAUCCCAGGUGCCCUCUCUGUUGGGGCUUCUGAGCGAGGCCUUGAGGUUGGAAGACAAAGACUCAGUGACCAGAGAGAACGUUCUCGGAGCCCUCCAGAAACUCAGCCUGAGGCGGAGCCAGCAGUCGUCCAUGAUCGCUGACGACCUGAUUGGCUGGCUGGUGGAUGAGCUGCAGGAUUCAGACUGCCUGUCUGACUAUACCCUGGAGUACGCCGUAGCCUUACUCAUGAACCUCUGCCUGCGUACCAAAGGAAAAAGGAAGUGCGCUGAGAAUCCAAAACACGUGCUGAAGGUGUUGACGGACCUCCUGGGACACGAGAACCAUGAGAUUCGGCCAUAUGUGAACGGAGCCCUGUACAGCAUUCUAUGUGUUCACACCGUGCGAGAGGAAGCCAGAGAGAUGAGUAUGGAGGAGAUACUCCACUGCUACAGUAAAGAGGAGAACCCAGAGCUCAACAGGCAAAUUGAGUUCAUCGUCAAGCAGCUCAAUUCAGUUGAGGUGACAGAUGUGGGACCAGAGUCGGAUGACGAGGAGGAUGAUGAUGAUGAGGAGGAAGACAUGAUGGAGACCGACCUGGACAAAGAGGAAGUGCUUCAACCCCAGCCCCGAGAGCUCUCUGGAGAAGCCCUGCUCACCACAGAGUACCUAGGGAUCAUGACCAACAUGGCGAGGUUGAAAAGAAGGUCGGCGACUCCAGCUGCACAGUGUGUUGAUGAACCCCUGCAGAGACCGGUUACCCCCAGCUCACACAGAAACGCUCACGCCAUGGACUUCCGAGCUGGUAGUGAUGAGGGUGACAGAGGAGGAGGAGGGUGCCUCCUGAGAAGACCGCCAAGUGAUGAGAGCCUGGCCCCGUUCCACUCCAGCUCCAGGCCCCCCACACGCUCAGGCAGCCGACCCAGCAGCACCGACUCCCUACGCCACACCAUCGACUCCGAGGACGGACGCUUCUCCCAGGAUUCCGAGUUGGAUGGCUCGGACGGAGGCAGAGGUGAAGAGGGGAGGAGAGAGAGGAGCAACGGGCUUUCCCCUAGGCAGCCAGUCACACAGGAAGUGAAGAAGGGACCCUGUCAUCGCGGAAGCUGCCUAUCUCCCCGCGAACACCCAGCUUCCUGUCACCUGAUCCGCAGGUCAGGGCGACAUGACGGUGGGGAUCGGCCUCGGUUUGCGGAGGAGGAGAGGCUGGAGACAGAGAAGGGGUGGGGGGGGGAACAAUGCAGGAUUGUGUCUCUUCAGAGGGCCCCCUUUCAACCUCAGCACAGUGCAUGUCUGUAACACAACACGCCUGGGCAAUAAGCACAACAAGCCCCCCCCCCCCCCCCCCCGCCACAACAACCUACUCCUUCUUGACCCAGCCUUUCCCUUGACUUUCCCGCAAGGAAAUAUAUUUCCUUGUUGGACUAUGUCAAUAUACACCUUUUUAACUCUAUUCUCUCUAAUGAAUGACUCACUUUGGAAUGCUGUACUUGGGCAAUGGAAUCGGAGAGCUUCUGGUAUGCCGCAGUUCAGACCUAGCUAAAAUACGCAACUUUGGGAUGUCUUGACUGAUAAGGAAUGUUGCUCCAAGGCUUGUCUAGCUUUGCUUCCUCGUUCUUUCCCUGUCCAUCUGCUUCAGAAUUCGUCACCAGUAGAUUAAGGAAUUUGUGACUACUGUAAGAUUGAAGUUAGUGUUGAUGACUCCUAAAGGUGUUAUUGUAACUGUGUCCUGCCAGUAGAUGAGGGUAUAUGUUAAGGUAUUUAUCGUAGCUUUGUUUUGUUGUGACUGUUCGUUUACACAGAUAAUUGAAUCAAGAAGGUACUUGCUUUGAAUUUAAAGCUGGACUUUAUCAAUCUGUCACAAGAACUAUUGUUGUUGCUUUGUCCAAGUUUUUGUGUUCCUGUGGGACUUUAAAUCCUCAAAGGUAUAAUAUAUCCCAUGACAUGUUUUUAAACUGACUUGUUCAACCUAUUGAGUAAACAUAUCGAUGUAUGAAAAUGUGUGAUUAAUCCCUGAUUCUUUUGGGUUAAUGGCACAUGAUGUGUCUUAAAUGUGAUUAAAGUAAUUGAACAUACUUUAAUUUGAUCAUUCUUUUUUCUUUUCUUUUUUUUAAGGCAAAAGGCAUUGAUGAAAGCCGUUUUGACAGGAGUUGAUAGCCAUAGCAGUACGGUACACAGAGAUGACUAGGUCUACACUACAAAGAUAGCAACCAUACGAUAAAUACUCCACUCUCACCAUUGCCCUUGUUUCCCACCUUAUCCCUCUUUUUUUUUUACUUGUCAUGUCGCUUUACCAACAUUAGACAUACAUUAAUGAAGGGGGUGGGCGGGGGUGAUUAUUUCUCCCACAUAUAAAUAUUCUGUUUUGUAAAUGACCCUUUUUUGUGGAAAAUUGUCUUGAACUGAAUUUGCUUGUGUACAUAGCAGUGGAGAAUGUCCCAACUCCACAAAAUGUGUGGAUGUAUUGACUUUACUAUUAUGAACCUUUAAUAUUGGAUAUGAUUUAACUUAUGUUUGAGUAUUGUUUACAAGGAAGACUUCAGACUUGAAGAUGAUGUGCUUCAGCUGGACAAGUGUACGUUAUGUUACAUACAUGACAUUUAGCUUCUAUAGAUGGCAAUGCUUAAGUCACAGUUAUAUUGACUAACUUCCAAUGUGUUAGUAUGGACUUAUACCAAUACCAAUAUUGGAUUUCAACCGCUGAAUCUGAUAAACAUUUUCAAGAAGCAUGUUAGAGUUUUGAUAGUUUAUCCGAGUGCUUUCAUACACAACAUUCGCCAUUUUUGUUUGUUGCUUAUGAUGUAUUUUCAUAGUAAAUCAUAAUAUUUUUGUACGUGACCAAAAUAAAUAUGAAGUAUGUGUGUU